GCUCAAUGUAUAAUGGCGACCAAUGAUGGCUCUUGCAUGGAACUUGCACUCGAAGGAGAGCGGCUUUGUAAGAGUGGAGAUUGUCGAAGUGGUGUUUCAUAUUUUGAGGCAGCUAUCCAGAAAGGAACGGAGGAUCUAAAGACAUUGAGCGCCAUAUACAGUCAGCUGGGAAAUGCCUACUUUUAUUUGCAGGAAUACGAGAAGGCACUGGAAUUUCAUAAACACGAUUUGACAUUAGCAAGAACUUUAGGGGACCGCAUCGGGGAGGGAAAAGCGAGUGGAAAUCUUGGGAAUACUUUGAAAGUUCUCGGAAAAUUCGAAGAAGCGAUCGUUUGCUGUACAAGACACUUAGAUAUAUCACGGGAGCUGAGAGACAAGGUUGGUGAAGCACGUGCUCUGUAUAACCUUGGAAAUGUAUACCAUGCUAAAGGUAAACACCUGGGAAGGAGCAGACACAGGGAUCCAGGGGAUUUCCCAGAAGAAGUUAGAUUUGCCCUGGAGAGAGCUGUUGAAUUCUAUGAGGCAAAUUUGGUGCUAGUGCGCGAACUAGGUGACCGAGCAGCUGAAGGAAGAGCUUUUGGAAACCUUGGCAAUACUCACUAUUUGCUGGGAAAUUUUGACAAAGCAGUCCAGUAUCAUGAAGAGCGACUGAUGGUAGCAAGACAAUUUAGUGACACCUCAGCCGAAAGGAGGGCCUUUAGCAAUUUGGGAAAUGCUCAUGUUUUCCUAGGGGAGUUUGAAAUUGCUGCAGAGUAUUACAAGAAAACGUUGCAGAUUGCGCAAACACUUGGAGAUCGUGCCAUCGAAGCCCAGGCCUGCUACAGCUUAGGCAACACGUACACGCUUCUAAAGGCAUUCGAAAAAGCAACUGAUUACCACUUACGUCAUUUAGCGAUUGCAAAAGAGCUUGGUGAUAGGGUUGGUGAAGGUCGAGCUUAUUGGAGUUUGGGGAAUGCCUACACAGCCAUAAGCAAACACGAAGUGGCCCUUGGCUAUGCUGAGAAACAUUUAAUUAUUUCAAAGAGGUGAGGUUCAUUUCAAGGUGUUGGUGACAGGACCGGUGAACUCACUGCCGAAAUGAACAUCGCUGACUUAAAAAUUGUUCUUGGUAUCACAGAUCAAAAGGGAGAGACUACAAGCACGGCUUCGGUUGCGCAAAUUCCAAAGGUUUUUGCACCAGCUGUUCAAAACAGCAACCAUGUAACGAAUGGUACUGAAAAUCUGACUGCACAUUCUGAUAACCGCGCGCUUUCUCAAGGUGACGUCAGAGUUCGAGUGCGAGCAGACCAGAGCUUAGAUUCGUCGUUGGAAGAAGGGCCUGGGAAUGACUUCUUGGACAUGCUGAUGAAAGCUCAAGGGGGAAGAAUGGAUGAUCAGCGAUGUGAGUUGCCGCGAAAUGGACAGCGGAAUCCAGGAAACCAGGCAAACGCAUCGCUUGACAGCAGACCUCCGACUCAACGCAACAAUUCGCAGCCAAAUAACAGUCUACAACCCCCGUCGGAAAUGAAGCCUAGUGUUAGUACUGAGAACUUGUUUGACAUUCUGCAAAGAGUUCAAGGGAGUCGUAUAGAUGAGCAGCGGUUUUCAAUGCCUCCUCUGCCUGGCCUUGAUCCUGCACUGCGAGAGCAGCUCAUUACGAAGUCAAAAGAAAAACAGUCGACUGUUCCAGAUGACUCGUUUCUUGACAUGCUUAUGCGAUGUCAGGCCACACGAAUGGAAGACCAAAGAUGUGAUUUCCCUUCUGUUCCCCGUGGUCCAACCGUGCCGGAUGAAGAUUUCUUCAGCCUUAUACUGAGGCUUCAGUCGAAGCGCAUUAACGAUCAACGAGUUAAUUUCCCGAGCAGGAAGUAAGGCAGAUUAUGCCUAUUCAUCACUGUGACAUGUAAUUUUCAACAUCAAUAUCAAGUCACUUGGGUUUUGCAGUGACUGCUCUCCUACCAGUGACAUCACACGAUAAUCGACAUUUACAGAGGAAUUAAUACAGGGCUACAUCAACGCCUCUCCUCAAAUUAAUCGUGGAUUUGGAAAAAUAAAAAUCCAAUCUGCUCUACUUGCAUAUGGUCAAGGAUUUCUCUACUGAAGAACACGCUAGAAGCAUCAUACUUGCGUUGGCUGCUAUGUAUGUUUAAACUAAAUAUAAGACUUACUUUCUGAAAGCAUUGGCUUCGUGGCUACGUUGUCUUUUAAUUGCAGUAAGAAACGUAUACUUCAAGCAUGGUGACUUGUAACAGAUCCUUGUACUAAGCGCUAUUUUUUGUUUAUAUGGAGGAUGUUUAGUAUUAGAUACGAGGCUGAUUUUGAGAGAGAGGCAAUAAAUUUUCUUGUAUAAAGAAUUUGAGCUCUUGUCUCGGAUUUUAUCAGUGAUAUAUUUUAUCGCUGAUAUUGUUUUCAGCAAGAGAUAUUAUCGAAGCGGCUAUAAAACAAUUUCCUAAAACAAACAUAAAUUGGGGACAAACAGUCAAAGUUAGGCUAUGUCAUGUCUAGGUCAUUGAAAUGGAUCAAUGUCACAGAGAAAGUACCAACAAAGCUAUAUUUACCAUUAGGAAGAGAAACAAUUUUUGUUAUGAAAUCGCCAUUACGUUUAUGCUCAUUUGAAAUACCAAGAGAUUCCAUCUCAUAUUUUGUGCAUGAACCUGUAUUUGGUAGCCUACCUAUAGGCUAUUUCCCUAUUUUUUUCCUUCGUAGAGUGUUCACCCAGGCUAGAACUGGCUGAUUACGAAUUCAUAUCUUGUGACCAUUAUGAAUAUCUCCAAGGCCUUUCCAAGUUGUUCAUUUUAUAUCUUUCAAUACUAUAACAAAACAUCAUUAUGAUAUAGUCGAUGAGGACCCCCAACUGGGCUUUAAAUCAUUUUCACUUUUGAAAUAUGUUUCAAUCACGCAAAGGGAAUUUCCCUUGAUAGUUGAUAUGUUAUUUUUUCUCUGUAUGCUAAGUAUUACUAUCGUUUCUUUAAACCAAUUCAAAGGUGCAGCUAUGACGCUGUCCUUUUAAUCAAGCAACCCUUCCUGACAUGUUCCAACAUCGUGCUAACUGAAACAUUUUGCUACGUGUUCAUUUUCGGUUAGCUUUAGAAGUAUGCGUCGCUCAUUAAAUAUCACCCAGUAUAUACGAUUUUAAAUCUGUGUGUAGUUAUUAUAUGAAAAAAUGUAAAGAUUAGGUUUGUGCUUUUAAUUUGUUAUAACAGUUGUAUAGCUAUGUCAAUCUUCUGAAAUUUUCUGAUAGCAUUUGUUACAGAUACAA
Rhopilema esculentum is the source of this 3238-nucleotide messenger RNA. The record is from RefSeq and is a predicted model, not a curated record. NCBI's taxonomy places the organism in Eukaryota, Metazoa, Cnidaria, Scyphozoa, Rhizostomeae, Rhizostomatidae.